Molecule: messenger RNA, 1799 nt
Organism: Penaeus monodon (black tiger shrimp)
Lineage: Eukaryota; Metazoa; Arthropoda; Malacostraca; Decapoda; Penaeidae
Product: hepatitis A virus cellular receptor 1-like
Exons: 2
Coding region: 172-1455 (427 amino acids)
Source: RefSeq, a predicted model, not a curated record
GAGACGACCUGUACAAAGACGCUCCACCGCACGGCUUUAUCACGGCCAAGUACGAGACCGCCCACCCGCCGCCGCCGCCGCUGUACCGCCACUACAGCGCCCCGCCGCCUCACCCAGUCCACAGCUGAAGAAGCGCAAACCUCCACAGUGCCUCCCAGUCCUAGGCUGCCGAUGACCUCGCUCUCCACCGCCGCUGCUGCCACUGCUUCCACCAUUACUAGUGCACCCACUACUACAACAGAAUUUUCCGAGGUUCUUGAUCUUCCAACCAGCAUGUCUACAACCCAGAAACCCCUUGUAACUACCACAGUUAUUACAGAAAUGUUAACCACUUUGCCUGUUUCAGCUGACACAACACAGACGCCACUGAUCACACAAGAGACUCCUGUAACACUGUCGACACCUUCAAGCGUCACGUUUUCUUCUUCGUUAGCUGAUAAUUCACUUCCCACUGAAGCUUUCCGUGCACCGGAACUGGAAAUUCAAGAGUUACCGAGUAGAGUUCCUAUUAAUUCUGUGCCAGAGUCCAAUAACAGAGAGCCUUUAGACCCCAAGACUUUUCCCACAGCAACAAAACCCGCUCUUAGGUUACGUAGUCCUCCUACCAAAACGGCUACUUCCUCUCCAGUACCAUUGCCCCCAACAACCCUCGCCUCCAUCCUGACAACCAUAACUCCUGACGUGCGCUCCGGGGAAACUGAGGAUCUGCUGCCCGUGACUAUAGACCCACCUAUAAGUUCUGAAAAUAUUUUCGCGACCAACCUAACAAGAGCAACUUCAAAAGACGAACUGCAGAAACUCCGAGUGACUGGUACUAAUCAAGUAAUGUGGCCAACGUCACUAAGGACAACGACAGGUAAUGGGAACAGGUUGAUUGUUACAAGGAAACCUAAAAGCGAAAAAAAUCUCUUUGAUUUAUUUUUUCCAAGUCCGACAUCCAAAUCUAAAAUUCCGUUGCCUUCUCCAGAUGACAUAAACACAAAAGAUUUACGUAGAUUAGCGAAGUUUCUUUUAUCAGACGUUUCCAACAAAAUGGCACUUGAGGUUCAUAGAGUGGAUAUACAAAAGCGAAACGAAACAAACAAAACAAAGACAAAACGACAUCAGCAAUUUGACGUAGGUAACCAACGUGACGACGCAGCUGAAAACAAGCAGGACCAAACAAGGCAGCCGUUGCCCUCUGAUCCUGUAACAGAAGUAGGAUUUAAACCUAUUGUAUUUCCUACGGAGUCUAGCAAUGAUAACGCACAGGAGUCAGACCCUCCUGCAUCCAUGUAUAAUUCAGCUCAGUCUUACCCAAUGCCUCCGGCCGGCAUGUAUGGCUUACCUCAAUCCCGGGGCAGACUGUACAGACAGGCACACCGCGGCCGCGUGCGGGGCGCGACGUCCCCGAGGUGGGUUCGCCAGAGAACGCGGACGAGGAAGAGGAAUAUUCCUGGCGAUUUCCAGCUCUGACCCGCAUUCAGAGUUUCCCUUGCAGCUUUGUAUAAGCGUUCACUCAGGUUACGUCAGUCUGCAUAGUCAAGUUUCUAGUAUCGUAUAUCACACGAUUAAAUUAUGUGUUCACAGAGGUUACAGGAUAAUGUCUCUUGCUCCUUUCCUGAUCUCUCAUUUUUCCUCUUACUUUUUUUCCUAAAACAUCAAACGGUUUCAGUUCGUCACAGCCGUGGUCACUGUUGUAACAAGGACUUACUAGUCUAUAAAAGACUGAAGAUUAUUGUCUUUAUUUAAUUAUAAAAUAUGUAAUGGUAUAUUUUUAUAGAUACAUAUAUUUUUUGAAAUAAAAGAUGUUGCAUCAU